AUGGCCCGUCGGAAAGUCGCGCCAGAAAAUCGGAUCCGGGCCGCGCAGGCGUGCGAGAAUUGUAAGAGGAGAAAGCAGAAAUGCAACGGCACCUUUCCCUGCAACAAUUGCAGCAAGCGCCUGGUGCAGUGUCUCUUUUUCCAUCCGGUCCCCGCAACGGGCACAUCGCCAGUCGAGAGCACUGCGCCGCCCGAACAGCGCAGAAAUUCCAAGAAACGAAGCUUUGAGCAAAGUCCGACGGUAUCAGCAGCAUCAAAGCGACUAGCGCAAACCCCAUCCGAUUCAGCCCGCCAUGACCAGAAUAAUCUCUCUUUCGGCACGCGAGAGCGCUCUUAUCAGUCGCCCGCGCCACGGUCCCAACACCCUCGCGAUCCGUUCCCCGUGAUGAGUACGGCCAAUGGAGGCUUUCCGCACGUUGAGAAUGGCGGUGGACCGGAGGAGGCCGAUGAGGCCGAAUUGCAGGGCAUGUCGCGAAUGCUGAACGAUGGCAAGGGGAGGAUGCUCUAUAUUGGAGACUCUGCGCCAUUAUCUUACCUACAAACCAUCCGACAGCUCGUGAGCAGCGUGAUGGGCACCUCGGCCUUGACCGUCGAUCCCAAUCGGCACACCAUCCUCGAGGCAUCAGUCCAAACACCCCCGACAUACCCGCAUACAUAUACGCUGCCAGACCGAGAAGCUGGACUUUUCCUGGUAGAAUCUUUCUUUAUCAAUACGAAAGGAAUGCUGCACCUGUUUGACGAACGGUCCUUUAAGCAACGAGUGGAACGCACGUAUCACAACCCGCUGGCCGCAGAGCAGUCUUGGAUGUGUAUUUUAUAUCUUGUCUUUGCCGUCGGCCUCCAGUUGAGGUCUGCCUCGCCACAACCAACCCCCAAAGACGCCGCCAUUCUCAAACGGUUACUUUCCGACAAGUUUGAUCGAAGCGAACUGUUUUAUCUCGGAGCGAGGCAUCUCAAGGAUUCAGCCUCGGGGAUUGAAGACGGUGACUUUGCGUCUAUUCAAGCGCUGCUCCUAAUGACUCUGUAUAUGCUGUCUGUCGGAAAGCGAAACACAGCUUGGGCAUAUAUUGGCAUGGCCGUUCGUCUAUCAUACGCAUUAGGUCUGCAUAGAGUUGAAACGCAGCGGGUUUACGACGAGUCUGAGCGAACUUCGAUAUCUGUUCCUAGAAUCCUCCUCUGGCGAAGUCUUUAUGUGAUGGAUCGGUUCCUAUCCUCCUGUUUAGGCCGGCCCACCGCGAUUCAAGACGAAGAAAUAUCCGAAGAGCUUUUCCCCUCAAACGAGGACCUGCGCACUACCCCAGGCGCUAUCGACCACUUUGAAUUCGAAGCUCUGUCUGCAUCGAUGCGGGCAGCUCGGAUCCUGGGCACGAUUCUCCAUCAAAUUUACCGGUCUCGCAAAGUCUCGCUUCGAAUUGCGCGCAACGUCGCCGUAAGCAUACACGAAUGGACGCAGUCACUACCAGAAAUCCUGCAAUGGCGUCCUACUCCAAUCCCGCAUGACGAUCCGGGAAAAGCCAUGGGCCAACUGCACAUAUGGAUGACGUACUUUAGCACGAUAAUCCUCCUAACGCGGCCUUUCUUACUGCUGCAUGUCAAGAAAGUCAUUACCGAACAACAAAAAUCAAAAGCACAAGCCUCUCCCGAGGCCGUCACCAACUCGUCGGCCGAAAGUCGAGUUGCGGAAAACCCAGAGCUCAACAAAUAUUCUGCAGCGUGUGUUCGCUCAGCGACGCAUCUGAUCCGCGCCGUGCAAACGAUUCGCGUCAAGGGAUGCUUGCCGAGGCGGAAUCCUUUCAUCAUAAACUGGAUGUUUAUUGCAGCUCUCAUUGUCUUGACAAACUCUCUGUUCAACGUAUACGAGAACCACGAGAACGAUUCAAUAGCACAGAUUGCUGUUUUACUACAUCAGCAUUUCGGCGAGUGCGAUCCACUGGCGGCGCGAUACCUUCAAAUCCUCAACUCAUUCCUCAAAACGAUAUCCGACAACCGAUCCGCCAAUAUGGCAACAGCCAAAGAAUACGAGCAACACCAGGAUCCAAUUGAAAAUCUUUUCAAGCCCAGCAUGCAGGUUCCAGAGAUGGCUCAAGACGUAGCCACCAACUAUGCUGCAAUGCCCCAAAUGCCCACGAUGUGGAAUUGGGACCCCAACAAGCUACCCUCGGGGGAUAAUAUGUUACCGGAUAUCACAGCAUCAGGCCUAGCUAGUAUUAACGACCUUGGCGGCGACAGCGUCGAGGGUCUCGUCUAUCCAGGCUCAGAAGAGCUGCUAGGCCCGGAUCUGGGGCCGAUUAUGGAGGAGGUUAUUCACUUCGACACGCUCUGGCCGCUUGACGAGGACACGGGUCUGUACCAUGGAAAUAUACCAAUGUACGGGACAAGCAGUUUUUUAUAA
Messenger RNA from Talaromyces rugulosus, 2391 nucleotides. RefSeq lists its product as uncharacterized. Gene Ontology annotation, molecular function: DNA-binding transcription factor activity, RNA polymerase II-specific; RNA polymerase II cis-regulatory region sequence-specific DNA binding; zinc ion binding. Bases 1 to 2391 code for a protein of 796 amino acids. Gene Ontology annotation, cellular component: nucleus. Lineage: Eukaryota; Fungi; Ascomycota; Eurotiomycetes; Eurotiales; Trichocomaceae. Gene Ontology annotation, biological process: positive regulation of transcription from RNA polymerase II promoter by galactose; DNA-templated transcription. The transcript has 7 exons. The record is from RefSeq and is a predicted model, not a curated record.